Crotalus tigris (Tiger rattlesnake) is the source of this 3449-nucleotide messenger RNA. RefSeq names its product SHQ1, H/ACA ribonucleoprotein assembly factor (gene SHQ1). Gene Ontology annotation, cellular component: cytoplasm; nucleoplasm. Bases 263 to 2017 code for a protein of 584 amino acids. The transcript has 12 exons. Lineage: Eukaryota; Metazoa; Chordata; Lepidosauria; Squamata; Viperidae. Gene Ontology annotation, biological process: box H/ACA snoRNP assembly. The record is from RefSeq and is a predicted model, not a curated record.
CUUUCGUGCUAGCCCAAGCACUUCUGAUUGGAUGAGCUCUUCCAAUGAUCUUUCAAUCCGCCUCCCCAAUAGCCCGCCUUCUUCGCUUUACGGCUUCCUAUUGAAGAAGAGCAAUUGGAUUGGCAGUAGGCUGUAGCCCGUAGGGAGCCUCGUCGCCGUCAGAGAAUCGGACGGCUGGAGGCGGAGAAGCAAAUCGCGGAAACGUGGGAAGCAUCUGAAGCUUCUAUGGGUGGUGGUGGUAUUGUUUUUUCUGAUAUUCAUCAUGAUAACUCCAGUAUUUGAACUGAAUCAAGAUCCAGAUUUUCUCACAAUAAUUAUCAAGGUACCUUAUGCACGAGUUUCAGAAUUUGACGUCUAUUUUGAAGGGAAUUUGUUUCGUUUUUAUGCAAAACCUUACUUUCUCAGAUUAACACUUCCUGGAAGAGUUGUAGAAGAUGGAAGAGAGAAAGCAUCAUAUGAUGAUUCAGGGAUGUUUACAAUCCACCUUCCCAAAGAGACUCCUGGAGAAAAAUUUGAUGGCCUAGAUAUGUUGACCGCUCUGUUAGCACCAAAGAAAUCCCGAUCAGCUAAACCUUUAGUGGAAGAGAUGGGUGCUCCAGAUGAGGAGAACAUGGAGGAGGAGGAGGAAUUUGACUGGGAAAUAGAACAAACUCUUCAGAAAGAUUACACAGAGGAUUCCUUGUGUCCAUCGAAUACCUAUGGAUUUGGAAGUCAGAAAUCAGGAGUUUUUCGACGUCUCCAGGAUGAACUUAAUGAAGUUGUUGAUGUUAAAAAUCCAGACAUAACACCUGCCUCUGAACGCAGAGAAAAACGACUUGCAGCAGAAGCUGCUAAAUUUGAUCCUGAUCAUUACCUAGCUGAUUUUUUUGAAGAUGAAGCUAUUCACCAUCUGUUGAACUAUAAGCCCUGGUGGGUGAACGCCUACGAGUUGAUGAUGAAUGCUCAAGAAAGCACUUCAUGGAUUUCCUUUACAGAAGAUGAGAAAGAGCAGCUAAGAAAAUUCACUAACAGGUCAUUCCUGCUUGAUAAAAGAACCAGCCAGCAAGUCUAUCUGAGCUUAAUUGAUAUACUUUUAGCAUAUUGCUAUGAGAUCUGUGCUACUGAAGGAGAAAAUAAUGUUGAAUCACCAUGGAACAUACGAAAAUUGAGCUCAACUUUAUGCUGGUUGGAGAGUUUUACUAGCAUUUCUGAAGUCCUUAUAUCCUUUGGAAGAAGAGUUCUGUGCUAUCCACUUUACAGACACUUCAGUUUAGUGAUACGAGCCUUGAAUGAUACUAAAAUGAUACUGAAAUUAGGUAAAAGUGCCAUUUUGAAGUGUCUGCUAGAUAUUCACAAGAUUUUUCGGGAGAAUGAUCCUGCAUAUAUUCUUAAUGACCUUUACAUCACAGAUUACUGCAUUUGGAUUCAAAAAGCUAAGUCAAAGAAGUUGGCAGCGCUUGCUGAUUGCAUGCAGAAAGCAGAGCUGGCUAAGGAGGACUUGGGUUUUGAAUUAAAUGAGCUGGAAACAGCUGCACUUCUGGUACGAGAGGAAGAGAAAGAGUUAAAAGCGAUUGACGACGCAGGCGAUUCUGUGCAGCAGCUGCUGCCUCCCUCCCAAGAAGAAUCAAGCGAAUUUGAGGACUCGGGCAGCACUUCAUCAUACGAGACAGAAGUCUCUGAUUCGGAUGAACAAGAGUCCUCAGCCAGUGAAGAUGGGAAAAUAAAUCCUUUACAAUGCACACUCCUAGAGAAGAGGACAGCCCCACUUAUUGACGAUAAUGGAUUAAGGCGAGACACAGGCACUUUGACACUGGAGGGUAGUAAUGAAAAAUCAAAGGCUUCUCUACAGUCUACAUCUGUUUCGGGAAAACUGAUAGAAGAAUUAGGAAAGCAAAUGCAGGCGGCAGUAAGGCUGACGGAGUUGCCUAAAGCUGCACCUCCUCUGAGGGGUGACGGCCAGGAUUGCAGCAGCCCUUCGCAAGGGAUGGAAACCAAAGGCACCGCUCAGCCUGAAGGACUUUUACUGGAUCCUAAUUAAAAGGAACAUUUCUUGGAAGUGACUCCAAAGUUUUGGGUAUUACAGAUGAAGCUUCUUAGACAAUAAUUAGGGAAAAAUAUAAUCAAAUAUGGAAGGGAGUUUCUGGAAAAAAUAUAAGCUUAGCUAUUUUUUGUAUUUUAAAAUUAAUUCUGUUAACAGUUUAAUAUCUUGUUUAUUUGCUUUUAAAUAUUUUGAGGUGCUUGUGCCUGACUAGAAUAAGUAAAAAAUAUUAUAGUUUCCAGAUAUUUGCAUGUAAUAUUUUUGACUUUCAAGAUGAUUUCUGUAUAUGCAGCAUAUUCAAUAUCUGUUCAGAUUAAUGGUAAUAAUAUUUCCCAAUACUGAAUUUUGUGGAAUUUAUUGGGACUUACUGCAGGCAGUGAUGGGAAAGAGAUUGGUUCAGUUAAUAUUUUACUAUGAACCAAUCCAAAUUUCAAUUCUCUAAACAAUACACAAGUUGGAAUCCAGAUAUCUCUCAGUAUUUAUUUUUAUGCAAAUUAUGCAAUAUAAUUGUCUUAUCAAAAAUUUGAACAUAAAUUAGGAUGUGUGUGUAUGCUGAGAUAUGUGUAUGAUAUAAAUUGAAAGAUUUUGUUGUGAUCGUUCAUCACCACAUACAAAAUCAAUAUGUGAAUAUCCGAGGCUGAAUCAACAAUGUUGGUAUAAUUAGGAGAAAUACAUAUAAACAUUAUUGACUAAAAACAAUAUUAAAAACAGCUAAGAUAUUUGUUUUAGUUACACAUGUGUGACAAAAAAGAAAAGGUGUUGGUAUGUAUUCUCUUUGGAUAUAUAGUCAAAAAAUUCCACCUUAUAUAUAUUUGGAUGAAUGAGAAUUUUAAGUACAAAUAGGUUCAUACCAGCCUUUGUUAAAUAUGUAAAAAUAAGAUUAGGAAACUUAAAAACUGGGGGGGGGAGAUCAAAACUCAUGGAGUAAAAUUGAUAGGUUUCUAUCCAUCAAAAUUGUCAUUUGUGAGACGUGACUAUAUUUGGCAAUAUUAUUUUAGAGCAUACAACAUAUAUUUCACUGCUGAUUAAUAAAUAUUUGAUUAUAGAUUACCUUUAUGCUACUGGCCUGUGGCUCAGCUGGAGAAAAUGUGAUUCACUGGUUAGAAUGCAGGUUGAAAUGUAGGAAAUAACAUAGAUGUAAUUAUUCCAGUGGCUUAAUAAAAGAUGCAUUGUGAUUGAAGAGCAAAAAUGACCAUUCUCAUUGAGGGCUAUAUGCCCAAAUCAUGUUUUUUUUUUACAAUAUUUGCUAUUAAUAGACAAAGCUGCAUUUUUUCAUUUGCAUCCAGGAUACACAAUAUGCAUGUCCCUAUUCAUAAUUUGUCAUCCUGAACUAUAAAUACUAUUUCAUAUUAUUUGAAGUUUUUCACAAUGUAUUUCCACAGUGAUUAGUGAUAACAUAAUAAACUAUACAGAAAAUGUACCUAAGACACCA